Messenger RNA from Postia placenta MAD-698-R-SB12, 771 nucleotides. RefSeq lists its product as hypothetical. Bases 1 to 771 code for a protein of 256 amino acids. The transcript has a single exon. The record is from RefSeq and is a predicted model, not a curated record. NCBI's taxonomy places the organism in Eukaryota, Fungi, Basidiomycota, Agaricomycetes, Polyporales, Adustoporiaceae.
AUGGACCAGCGCACCUCGCCCAACGGACUACAGAACGAGUCGCUCAACGACAACAUUGGACACAGCUUGGCGGGCCGUAUUGAUGGGCAGAAUAGUGCAAACACCGCUUCUGCCUCAUUUCUAGGGAAACGCAGCACUAUAGAGGAUGAGCCACACCCUGAUGAGCACUCGCAUCCUUCCGCCGGUAGCGAUACCGACAAUGAAACUGCUGCAAAAAAUAGCACAAAGCGGCUUAGGUCACAAAGUGGCAUUAGGGGUGGGGCCCCAGGCAAAAGUACCAGAGCCCGUGGACGUCCACCUAAAGGGGCCUCAAUGUCUCAUCUGCGUGAUCUAUGGCCUCCCCCUGGCCCUCGCGAGCAACAUUUUUUCCUUCCCGUAGCGGUGCACUCGGAAGCUAACCAGUCACAUCCCAAUGGCGAUGCUAAAGGAUUGACGUUGAAUAGGCCACGAGGUAUUGCAACUCGUGGGCGCUCGUCAAGAGCCACAAGCUCCUUGCCCUCGAUCCGUGGGCUAUUCGUACCCGUUGGCAGCUCUUGUACACCGUGCGGGCAGUACUUCCCCAUUCCGGUAUCGUUGGACGUUUAUGAAGAACUCAUCAACGGUGAUGUGGAGCCAUGCAAGACGGUCAGCCCGUUGGCCUUGUCGUCUAAGUAUCUCAUGUUUUCCUCGGUGGCAGAACUGGAUGAAGCUAUAGAAUACGCCGAAACACGUAUCAGUGACGCCACGACGCACCCCUCCUUCUUACCCACGGACCAAAGCCCCGAUGCGUAA